This is a messenger RNA of Knipowitschia caucasica, 1233 nucleotides long. The record is from the annotation of a GenBank genome assembly. NCBI's taxonomy places the organism in Eukaryota, Metazoa, Chordata, Actinopteri, Gobiiformes, Gobiidae.
AUGUGGAGUAAACCAGUUUCCUCCACUGUUCCUGCAACUCGCCAGAAAGAGAAAUGUGAAAAAGCUGUCCCCAAAGUCCUGGGUGCCGAGGCGUACAUAAAGCAUCCACUGCAGAAUAGAUGGGCCCUUUGGUUUUUCAAGAAUGACAAAAGUAAGACGUGGCAGGCCAACCUCCGGCUCAUCUCCAAGUUCCACACUGUAGAGGACUUCUGGGCACUGUACAACCACAUUCAGCUGUCCAGUAACCUCGUGUCCGGCUGCGACUACUCCCUGUUUAAGGAUGGUAUUGAACCCAUGUGGGAGGACGAGAGGAACCGCAGAGGAGGCCGCUGGCUCAUCACUCUGUCCAAGCAGCAGCGAAAGGCGGACCUGGACCGCUUCUGGCUCGAGACGCUGCUGUGUCUGGUGGGAGAAGCGUUUGACGACUACAGCGACGACGUCUGCGGAGCAGUCAUCAACGUCCGCGCCAAAGGAGACAAGAUCGCCAUCUGGACUACGGACUACGAGAAUCGAGAGGCCGUCACUCACAUCGGGCGCAUGUACAAAGAGAGAUUGGGAGUCCCCCCUAAAGUGAUCAUCGGGUACCAGUCCCACGCCGACACGGCCACGAAGAGCAGCUCCAGCUCCAGCAACAAAUCCUUUUGGGGAGAACGCGUCUCUGGCCACGUCUGCACCUCUGCUCUCUCUGUGCACUGCUACAUUUUGGGGAUAAUGGAGCCUCUCAGUCCUGGUGCAGAUCUCGGCCCUGAUCUGAGCUCUCUGUGUCGCUCUGAGGAAGAAUCUGAAAGGAAGACGAUGAACAAACCUGGAUCUAAAACCAAAACAAAAUCUAGACCGGCUUCUAUUCCCAGCUGUGAGUCUCUGAAGAGCAACGAGCCCAAAGAGGCGAUAAUCGACUCUAAAAGGAGGAAACUGGACAAAUCUGGAUCUCAAACCAGACCUGGUCCCAGCUGCGAGUCUCUGAAGAGCGACAGGUCCAAACAUCCAAUACUCUACUUUAAAAGGAGGACAAUGGUCAAACCUGGAUCUGAAACCAAAAGAAAGUCCAGUUCUGGACCUGAUCCUGGUCCCAGCUGUGAGUCUCUGAAGAGCGACAGGUCCAAAGAUGUGAUAUUCGACUUUAAAAGGGACUCGAACCCUCACCCUGCUCUGAGCUGUGGCUCCAGCCUCAGUGACAGCUCUAAAGACUGGCUCGUAGAGUUUAAGAACAGUCCACCUGAGAACAUGGGGUAA